Molecule: messenger RNA, 2276 nt
Organism: Corylus avellana
Lineage: Eukaryota; Viridiplantae; Streptophyta; Magnoliopsida; Fagales; Betulaceae
Source: RefSeq, a predicted model, not a curated record
UCACAAAUUGCAGGAUUUGGUACUUUUUGUGAGCGACAGCCGACCGUGAUGCUACGCAGUCGCUCACUUGUAGUUGUACCCUCACUCGCCCGACCCUCUUCUCUUUUCUCCUUCUUCUUCAUCAAAUUCCCACUUGUACCCAGCUGCAACACCCGCCGCCCGCCUCUCUGCUAUCACACAUCCCCCCGUUUGUUCCCCAAACCCUUACCCAGCAAUGAAUGUUUCCCUUGCUUGUCCGUCAACAAGAUGCACCUCUCCACUCUCACGGCCGCCGCCACUCAACCGAUUCACGGUUCCUCCGCUUCAUUGCCUGCCGAUACAACCCUUUCCACUAGAGCCAGGAAAAAAGCAAGGCGUGAAUCGCCGGAGGGAGUGCUUAGGCAUAAGCUAGACAUUUGUUCGAAGAACGGGGACGUGGCUGAAGCGCUGCGCCUUUACGAAGAGGCGCGGGGAAAUGGGGUCCCGCUCAGCCAACACCACUACAAUGUGUUGCUCUAUUUGUGCUCUUCUUCGGAUGGGGUUUUGGGUUUGGAGAAGGGUUUUGAGAUCUUUCGGCAGAUGGUGACAGAGAAUAUCGUUCCCAAUGAGGCCACGUUUACGAGCGCUGCGAGAUUGGCUGCUGCUAGGGAAGACCCAGAAAUGGCUUUGGAUUUGGUUCAGCAGAUGAAGGGGUUUGGUAUAGCGCCCAGGUUGAGGUCUUAUGGGCCGGCUUUGUUUGGGUUCUGCGAGAAGGGGAUGGCGGAUAGAGCUUAUGCAGUCGACGCGGACAUGGUUGCGUCAGGGGUUGUGGCUGAGGAGGCUGAGCUUUCUGCCAUUCUCAAAGUUAGCGUUGAUGCGAGGAGGGCAGACAAGGUGUAUGAGAUAAUGCACCGGUUGCGGGCCACGGUGAGGCAGGUCUCGGAGACAACUGCUGGGAUUGUUGAGGGUUGGUUUAAAUGUGAAGAGGCGGCAAAAGUGGGGGAGGAAGCUUGGGAUGUGAGUAAGGUGAAGGAGGGAAUUGUGAGGGGAGGUGGAGGGUGGCAUGGCCAAGGGUGGCUGGGCAGUGGGGAUUGGAGGCUGACCAGGACUCGCAUGGAUGAGACCGGCGUUUGUGGUUCGUGCGGCGCCAAGCUUGUUUGUAUUGAUAUUGAGCCUAAGGAGACCCAAAAUUUUGCUUCCUCAUUAACCAACUUGGCUUGCAAAAGGGAGGUCAGGGCUGAUUUUGUUCGGUUCCAGGAUUGGCUUCAGCAACAUGGUCCAUUUGAGGCAGUUGUAGAUGGUGCCAAUGUGGGUCUUAUCAACCAACAUAGUUUCAGCUUUUUCCAGCUUAAUACUAUUGUAAAACAACUACGUCAAAUGAGUCCUUCGAACAGAUUGCCCCUGAUUAUCUUGCAUAAAAAUCGUGUUACUGGCGGUCCUGCUCAGCAUCCCGGUAACAAGAUUUUGUUAGAGACUUGGAAAAAGUCUGGUGCACUUUAUGCUACUCCUCCUGGUUCAAAUGAUGAUUGGUACUGGUUAUAUGCUGCUGUUAGUUGUAAGUGUUUACUGGUGACAAAUGAUGAGAUGAGGGACCACUUGUUCCAACUGCUAGGUACUAGCUUUUUUCCAAGAUGGAAGGAAAAGCAUCAGGUUCGACUGUCGUUUUCACACCGCGGGGCAGCUCUCCACAUGCCUCCCCCUUAUUCAAUUGUUAUUCAGGAGUCAGAAAAGGGUAGUUGGCAUGUUCCAACGACCACAGGUGAUGAUCUUGAGACCCCAAGGCAGUGGUUGUGUGCCACUAGAGCCAAGGAUGCAUCAUCAUCAUCUCAUCUUUGAAGACAUUUAUCCUUGCAUGUAUGCCCAUGCAUGAGAAGAGAGACAAGACUUUCGAGGAUCCUACAUACAAACACCUCUUUCAAACGCCACUUCCACCAAAUUAAUUAUCAAUUUUUACCUUCUUUUUUAAAAAAAAAAAAAAAAAAAAAAAAAAACUAAAAAACUUUACCAAGCUAAUAUUGAUUUUGUGAUCUUGUUGAGUCUUGUAUUUUAUUUCAUUAUCAAAUAAUUUACCUAUUCAAUGGUAUAUAUACUUUUUGCCAAAUAGCAACAAUAAGUUACAACAAGAAGAUAUUUUGAUUGGUGGUUUUGUUCCAAAUGAAUUAGAUAUUUUGAUUGUAAGUGAGAAAAUUUUUUCUCUGCCAACUCUGAUGCACACCCUAUUGUUUCCUAUGUAAUUUUGGAUUAUUUUAGUAAAAUUUAUCCUUGCCAAAAAGGAAAAAGAAAAGGGGUUUUUGUACAUAAAGCAAUGCUGCCGGUCG